Messenger RNA from Lotus japonicus, 1811 nucleotides. RefSeq names its product cytochrome P450 CYP736A12-like. NCBI's taxonomy places the organism in Eukaryota, Viridiplantae, Streptophyta, Magnoliopsida, Fabales, Fabaceae. Gene Ontology annotation, molecular function: oxidoreductase activity, acting on paired donors, with incorporation or reduction of molecular oxygen; monooxygenase activity; heme binding. Bases 128 to 1624 code for a protein of 498 amino acids. The record is from RefSeq and is a predicted model, not a curated record. The transcript has 2 exons.
CCUAGAGAUUCGAACCCCCUGUCCCUAGGAACCCAUUUCCCCCCAUGCAAGACCAAAAGCAACUCAAUAUUAUAAAUAUCCAAACCCUUCUUCUCUAAUCUCAAUCAACCAAACAUUGAGGAGAAAAAUGUUACAACAUUUAGCAAUGCCAAUACUGCUUGUCACAUUCAUUUUCAUUCUAUCUUUAGCCUUGUUUCUUCAUGCAAAACAGAGUCAACAUGAUAGGAAACACAAACGCCCACCAGGUCCCAAACCUCUUCCCAUCAUUGGCAAUCUCCACAUGUUAGGAAAACUACCACAUCGUUCACUUCAAGCCCUUGCCAAAAAAUACGGACCCAUCAUGUCCAUGAAGCUAGGACAGGUCCCAACCAUUGUGGCUUCUUCCCCUGAAGCUGCCGAGCUCUUCCUCAAGACGCACGACACCAUUUUCGCUAGCAGGCCCAAAACCCAAGCUUCUGAGUACUUGUCUUUUGGCGGAAAGGGAAUGGUGUGGUCUGAGUACGGUCCCUACUGGCGCAACGUGAAAAAGAUGAGCAUGACACAGCUUCUCAGUGCAUCAAAAGUUGCAAGCUUUGCUCCUUUGAGGAAGGAAGAGUUGGGAUUGCUUGUAAAGUCACUUGUGAAAGCUGCAGAGUCAGGAGAAGUUGUGGAUGUCACUGACAAGGUUGGGAAGGUUGUGGAGAGUGUAGUGUUUAAAAUGGUACUAGGACGCAGUAAAGAUGAUAGAUUCGACAUAAAGAGGAUUGUUCAUGAGGCUCUGCACUUGAGUGGCGCUCUUAAUCUGGGAGAUUUUAUACCUUGGGCUGCUACCUUUGAUCUUCAGGGAAAAUUAAGACAAUUGAAGAAAAUAAGUAAGGCAUUUGACCAAGCGGUGGAGUAUAUCAUCAAAGAUCAUGAGGUUUCUUAUGAUAGCGGCCAUCACGAUAUGGACUUCGUGGACAUAUUACUAUCACAUAUGAACCAACACAUCGAUAGAACUAAUAUCAAGGCAAUUAUAUUCGACAUGAUUGUAGGAGCAUAUGAUACCUCUGUUACUUUAAUUGAGUGGGCCAUGUCAGAACUCUUAAGGAACCCUAGGGUUAUGAAGAAGCUUCAAGAUGAGUUGAUGAAUGUUGUAGGGAGAAAUAGACAAGUAGAGGAAGCUGAUUUGGUAGAAUUGAAUUACCUCAACAUGGUGGUGAAAGAGACCUUCAGGUUGUACCCAGUUGGUCCUUUAUUAAUUCCUCGUGAGUCUCAAGAAGAUGUUACUAUCAGUGGUUAUUUCAUACCCAAAAAGACACGGGUUUUGAUCAAUGUUUGGGCAAUAGGGAGAGAUCCUAAAGUUUGGUCAGAAAAUGCUGAGGUGUUUUACCCAGAAAGAUUUGUCAAUAGUGAUGUUGAUGUUCGUGGACAAGAUUUUCAACUUAUACCAUUUGGUUCUGGUCGCAGAGGGUGUCCUGGGGUGCAAUUGGGUCUAACUACAAUUGGCCUUGUUCUGGCUCAAUUAGUGCAUUGUUUCAAUUGGGAGCUCCCAUUGGGCAUGUCUCCUGAUGAAUUGGAUAUGACAGAGAUAUUUGGCCUCUCAAUUCCAAGAAGUAAGCAUUUACUAGCUGUUCCAACUUAUCGCUUGUUAAGUAAAGCUUGACUCAUUUGAAGGUGAAAACAUGACACUUUUUUAUGAUCCUUGCAUGUUCUUUGCAUGUGAGUCAUUGCAGUGAUUGUAAUAUUUAGUGAUUUUACUUCUCAUGAUGUGUUUCAAUAAGUCAUAUCCUCAACUUCCAUGUAUUUGUAGAUUACAUUUAAUUUCUCUUGAAAUAAAUCUCCCUUUGCCA